GACCCAGAUAACUGUGACCCAAAUUUGUUUGUUGAUGUUACUAAAGGUAUUCAAUAUUGGAAUGAAGUUAAAGAUUCUAUUGUUAAUGGAUUUAACAAUGCUAUGCAUGAUGGAGUUGUUUGUAAUGAACAAAUUAGAGGAGUUAGAAUUAACUUAGAAGAUGUUAAAUUACAUGCAGAUGCUAUCCACAGAGGAGGAGCACAAAUGAUUCCAUGUGCUAGAAGAUGUUGUUUCGCAUGUGUUUUAACAGGAGCCCCAUCACUUCUUGAACCAAUGUAUCUUGCAGAAAUUCAAUGCCCAGAAUCUGCUAUUGGAGGAAUUUACACAGUCAUGUCAAGAAGAAGAGGAAAGAUUAUUUCAGAAGAACAAAGACCAGGUACUCCAUUAUUCAAUGUUAGAGCUUAUCUUCCAGUCUGUGAAUCAUUUGGAUUUACUGCUGAUUUGAGAUCACAUACUUCAGGACAAGCCUUCCCACAAUGUGUCUUUGAUCAUUGGCAAUUACUCAAUGGUGAUGUUACAGAUGCUACAUCAAAGGUUGGAUCAAUUGUUGCUGCUAUUAGAAAGAGAAAAGGACUUCCAGAAGGUGUUCCAGGUUUAGAUAAAUUCUAUGAUAAGCUUUAA
Messenger RNA from Entamoeba dispar SAW760, 621 nucleotides. RefSeq names its product eukaryotic translation elongation factor, putative. Lineage: Eukaryota; Evosea; Mastigamoebida; Endamoebidae. Gene Ontology annotation, molecular function: ribosome binding; translation elongation factor activity; GTPase activity. The record is from RefSeq and is a predicted model, not a curated record. The transcript has a single exon. The annotation marks the transcript as partial. Gene Ontology annotation, cellular component: cytosol; ribonucleoprotein complex. Gene Ontology annotation, biological process: translational elongation.